Molecule: messenger RNA, 921 nt
Organism: Colletotrichum godetiae
Lineage: Eukaryota; Fungi; Ascomycota; Sordariomycetes; Glomerellales; Glomerellaceae
Product: HpcH/HpaI aldolase/citrate lyase family protein
Exons: 3
Coding region: 1-921 (306 amino acids)
Cellular component (GO): cytoplasm
Molecular function (GO): aldehyde-lyase activity
Source: RefSeq, a predicted model, not a curated record
AUGGCAAACCCUGGUGAAGAAUACAAGACUGCCUCUUCCCAAGGCAUGGCGGCAUACGCUGCGCCUUCGCUUUUCCAGCCUCAUAAGGCGCGUCAAGCAAUUCGAGACGCUCACGCAAAGAAGAUCCCGCCACUCCUCUGUUACUAUGCAGGGUUGAGCUCCAUUCCUAUUACCCGGUACUUGGCUCCCAUGGGUUUCGACGCCGUGUGGAUCGAUUGGGAGCAUACUCCAUGCAAUACGGAAACCAUGACGACGAUGGUUCACGAGGCUUCUUUUAUGAGCCAAGGACGCACCAUUCCAUUUGUUCGCCUCCCCGGCCAUGAUCAUGCUACCAUUGGGUAUGCUCUGGAUGCUGGCGCUAGUAUCGUCAUUCCCCAAGUCGAAACGGUUGGGCAAGCAAAACAUGCUAUCUCCGCCGCGAAGUUCGGCAUUGCGCAGAACGGCACGCGAUCGCUUCCGCCCUUCCGUCUUGUACCUGGUCUCACCGAUACACCAUACGACCAACGCGAUUUGCAUAAGUGUCUCAACGAUCAGGCCGCCAUCAUGAUCCAGAUCGAAUCAGAACAAGCCGUCAAGAACCUCGACGAGAUUCUAAUCGCGUGUGGCUCGGAUAUCGAUAUCGUGUGGUUUGGCACCCUUGAUGCCCGAGUCAGUAUGAACCUCGAGGCCAAGAUGGGAGGAAUAGGUGCUUCGGAGCCUGAAUGGGUCAAAGUGUCAAAGCUGUUCUUUGAUACUAUCGAUGAGCACGAUAAACCCUAUGCUGGAUUUGCAUUCGGCGGUCCUCCUUAUGGGAGUCCCGAAGUAUUGAAGAAGGCUGCGGAGCGAAUGAGUCUGGUGAUGAUUUCGGCUGACGUGGUUCACUUGGGUGCUAUGGCGAAGGACCUGCAACAGGCGAGAGAACUGAUUGGAAAGACGAGGUAA